AAUAUGAAUAAGGCAAUGAGGGACCUGGGAGUCUCCAGCCUGGGAUGUUUCUCGCACAUGAUUCAACUCGUGGUGCACGAUGGACUGCUGUCCCAGCGAAGUGUGAGCGAUGCGCUGGCCAGUGGGAGAAAAAUAAUUGGGCACUUCAAACAUUCCCCAUUGGCCACAUCAAGACUUGAAACUGUCCAGACGGGACUGGGAAUGCCAGUCAAACGUCUGAUCCAAGAUGUUCCCACCUGCUGGAACAGCACCUUUUAUAUGACUGCGAGCCUCCUGGAGCAAAAGAGUGCCAUCUCACUCUAUGCUGCAGACCACCAGCUCCCAGCAACACUGACAGCAAGUGACUGGACCUUGCUGGAGAAAAUCAACACUCUUCUGGCUCCAUUUGAAGAGAUCACAAAACAGAUCAGCUUCGCCACCUCCACCACCUCAGAGGUCAUCCCCUCAGUCAUCGUCCUGAAGCGUCUGUUGGCCAAACAGACCACGGAGGACAGCGAAAAAAAAAAAAAUGAAGGCGACACUUCUAGCAGCUAUGGGCACAAGAUUCCAGACCGUUGAGGCGGAGCCCUUGUACUCUGUUUCAACCAUAUUGGACCCACGUUACAAAGACAGAUACUUCACAAGGGCAGAGAGCAGCAAGCU
Molecule: messenger RNA, 642 nt
Organism: Gadus chalcogrammus (walleye pollock)
Lineage: Eukaryota; Metazoa; Chordata; Actinopteri; Gadiformes; Gadidae
Product: zinc finger BED domain-containing protein 4-like
Exons: 2
Coding region: 4-558 (184 amino acids)
Source: RefSeq, a predicted model, not a curated record